AUGAAUGUCAGUAAAAAAAGAAAAAUAGAUUCUGAAUGUCGUGUAUUCCAACAUAAAUGGAUCAAUCAAUACUUUGUUAUUGAAAAUAAAGGAAAAGUCAUGUGCCUUGUUUGUCGUGAAUUAAUUUCUGUAUUGAAAGAAUACAAUAUUAAACGGCAUUAUGAAUCCAAGCAUAAAGUUAAAUAUGACUCCUUAUACGGACAGUUAAGAGAAAUUGAAGUUAAUAAACUACAAAAAGCUCUAACCGGAGAACAAACGAUCUUUUCAAAAAUAACUACUCAAAAUAAAGCCAUAAUUUCUGCUAGUGUGAAUGUAGCUAUGUUAAUUGCGAAAGAGGGAAAACCAUUUACAGACGCAGAAUUUGUCAAAAAAUGUGUACUAAGCAUGGCCGGUAAUAUUUGUCCAGAUAUUGUACAUAAGUUUGAAGAAGUCCCCUUAUCUGCUCGUACAAUAACAAGACGUAUUGAAGAUGUUGGUGACAAUUUAUUAAAUCAACUGAUAAAAAAAACGAAAACAUUUCAAUAUUUUUCGUUAGCACUUGAUGAAAGUACAGAUAUCGUUGACUCUGCACAGUUAAUUGUAUUCAUUCGAGGAAUUAAUGAUAAGUUUGAAAUAACUUAUUAUUUUUGUCUGGCCCGCGAACUCUUUUUAAUUUAUGAAUGUGGCCCGGGAGUCUAA
Messenger RNA from Macrosiphum euphorbiae (potato aphid), 678 nucleotides. The record is from the annotation of a GenBank genome assembly. NCBI's taxonomy places the organism in Eukaryota, Metazoa, Arthropoda, Insecta, Hemiptera, Aphididae.